Messenger RNA from Drosophila subpulchrella, 1125 nucleotides. RefSeq names its product putative gustatory receptor 22d. Lineage: Eukaryota; Metazoa; Arthropoda; Insecta; Diptera; Drosophilidae. Gene Ontology annotation, cellular component: membrane. Gene Ontology annotation, biological process: sensory perception of taste. The record is from RefSeq and is a predicted model, not a curated record.
AUGUUCCGAGCUCGUAGUGGUUUUAGACAAAAGUUGGUAUACAUUAUCCCAAAUUCCAUUUUAUACAGCUCCUGGCUGCUUGGAUUAUUUCCAUUUUCCAAGUAUGAACGGAAGCAGAGGAGAUUGCUUCGCUCAAAGUGGUUAAUCCUUUACGGAUUUCAACUGAGUUUUGGUAUGCUUUUCCUGAUAGUAAAACAGAACGGAGAGAGCCAGGAAAACGUGGUCUUUCCUAGAAAUUUUGUGCUGCAUCAAAUUAGUUUGCUAUUGGGAAUACUCGGAGUGUUGACCAUCUGUACGAUGCAUUUGCGAACCUUCUGGAGGAGCAGGAAUCUGGAGGGGAUUUACAACGAGUGGAUGCUUCUUGAUGUCAAGUUCUUUUGCCCUGGUGCCGUGGAGUGUCCCACAUUCGAAGUUAUCCAUAAGGGUUUCCUAAUAGUCGUAGGACUGCAUUCCACAUGGAUUGUGCACUUUGGAGUACCGGAUCAAAAACUGCCCAUUAAAGAUCUUUUGGUCAUUAUGUUGGUCAAACUGGGAACCUUUCUCCUGGCCAUACAUUUUCAUUUUGCUGCCGCCUUCAUCUACCGUUUUGUAUGGCUUAUAAAUAGAGAACUUCUGGCCUUGGUAAACUCUUUGGGGAAGAACCGCCAGGGUAUCUCCUCCAGAGUUCGUUUACUCCUGAGAGUCUACGAAAAAUUUGUGAGUCUUUAUGGAGGACUAACAGAGUGCUACGACUAUCAGACGUCCCUAAUGAUGAUAGCCUUCCUGGCUGCCAACAUCAAUGUUUGUUUCUAUAUGAUCUUGUUUAGGAUCGGUAUGAGCAAUAUGCUGUUCAUGUUUCCUUAGGCACUGGUCAACAAUUUUUUCGAUUUUUGGCUGACUAUUGCAAUUUGUAAUUUGGUCGAAUGCACUGGAAGAAGCUUCCUGAAGUUAUUUAAUAAUAUUAAGAAUAUGGAUAAAGAGCUCGAAAGAAGUAUCUCUGAAUUUUCCUUAUAUUGCAGCCAUUGGAGAUUGAAAUUCCCUCACUGUGGGUUAUUCCACCUUAAUCGGGAGAUGGGUUUCCAAAUGCUGGUCACAAGCGUUUUGUACUUGCUUUUCCUGGUGCAAUUUGACUUUAUGAACUUGUGA